GCCGACCUAAUAGGCAAUAGGUUGGUAUCUAACCACAUCUAAUCACAUCUAACAUUAAGGGAACCAGUCUCCUAAUCCGAUAUUUUUGAUUGCGUACGACCUAGUGACUCACAACUUGUGAGUCACAACGCGUUGUACAGGACCUGAUCAAAACAUCCGCAAUAUAAUCUAUUAAACACCCCUAUCAAGCUCCAUAAUCAACUCCCUGCAUCCAGCUCUCUUUAUCCGUCUAUUACAAUGACCGAUCCCAUAUUCCACCUGGAGACCCCCCACCUCUUUAUAGGCUACUUUGAUGCCAAUAAUCCCAUCCACUGCACCUUCCUCGUCACUCUCUACAACACCCCCGAAUUCAUUGCCUCCGAAGGCAAGACCGCCAUCAUCUCUCCCGAGGCUGCACGUGAAAGAAUCGCCACCCCCUUCGUCGAGGAACAUGCCCGCAACGGCUAUGGUCAAUUUCUCGUACAUCUGAGAAGUGACUCAGACCCCUCAUUCUCGGCUGCGAUGCCCAUUGGCUCCGUGUGCUUGACGAAGGGCAACAAUCCGGAUUCAUUUGAUGUGCCGGAUGUGGGAUUUGCGCUUAUCUCUGAGGUGCAUGGGAGGGGCUACGCGACGGAAGCUGCGCGUACGCUUUUGGAGUAUGUCAAGAAGGAGCAAGGACUGAAGAACUAUUUUGGAUUUACGAGUCCAGGAAAUACGGCUAGUAUGAGGGUGAUGAAGAAGUUGGGCAUGGUAGAUUUAGGAGUUCAGCCAUUUCAAGGAGAGGAGACACAUGUGUUUGCAUCGCCAGGCAUUGGGAAUUUGGAGAAGUAUGGGUUUAAGAACUGAUUUGUUUCGAGCCCCCAACCACUACUACCUCUAACAACAAGUAGCCAUACGGAGUACAUGAAAUACGUUAUGUUACACCGCCUUUGUUUUGCCAUCAAUAGAAUCAUUCUGCCCACACAAACUGAUCCUGGCUAGCGAAGGCGGUAUAACAUAACCUAUUCCAUAUACCUCCGUGCUAUUAUGGGAGCGUCUAAAAUGGCAGUGGGACACCAAGGCUCUCCACUCAGCUUCACCCAUUUAGAAUAGCAAUUUAGUAGAGGGCA
Botrytis cinerea B05.10 is the source of this 1088-nucleotide messenger RNA. RefSeq lists its product as hypothetical. The transcript has a single exon. Bases 238 to 825 code for a protein of 195 amino acids. Lineage: Eukaryota; Fungi; Ascomycota; Leotiomycetes; Helotiales; Sclerotiniaceae. The record is from RefSeq and is a predicted model, not a curated record. Gene Ontology annotation, molecular function: acyltransferase activity, transferring groups other than amino-acyl groups.